Molecule: messenger RNA, 588 nt
Organism: Symbiodinium necroappetens
Lineage: Eukaryota; Dinophyceae; Suessiales; Symbiodiniaceae
Source: the annotation of a GenBank genome assembly
AUGGUCAACGAUGCUCUUUCGAAGACACGGCCAGACUCCCAAGCGCAGUUGCCAGGCGGCACAACCCCCAACACUCCAAAGAUGACGUCUGAUGCCACGGCCCUCCAGGCAUCCUUAUCCGAACUUGAAUGUGAUGUUGCCUACCCCGACUUCCUGGACCCCGUGCAUGAGGCCCUAAAGCUGAGUAACAAGUGGAGCCUCGUUGCUAUCCAACACUCAGUUGUAGCCUGGGUGCGUCUGCGUAACGACGUCGAGGGAAGUGGGGUACUUUCGUGUGAUGACGGGGCUCGGAAGUUCCGCAAGCUCGACUCCCUCCUUCAGGAAGAGGUCUUGUGCACCUGCUAUGCGUUCCUCGGCAAGGACGAUGUUGCAGACUUUGGGAUGGUUGAUCAGCUCAUUCGCGAGCAAUGCGAGUCGAAGAAAGACAUGCCGCUGCUGAGUUCGCACUUGCAGAAGGUGAACUGUGCAGCUGAACAAAAAAUACUCUGCUCGGCUCCACGCGGACAGCAACAACUGUGGCCCAGCGCCAUUAUCGCACUCGGUCCGUACUCCAGCGGAGGUCUCUGGCUGUACGACCCACAGAGUUGA